Messenger RNA from Arachis duranensis, 2418 nucleotides. RefSeq names its product general transcription and DNA repair factor IIH subunit TFB1-1. Gene Ontology annotation, cellular component: transcription factor TFIIH core complex; transcription factor TFIIH holo complex. Gene Ontology annotation, biological process: nucleotide-excision repair; transcription by RNA polymerase II; transcription by RNA polymerase I. NCBI's taxonomy places the organism in Eukaryota, Viridiplantae, Streptophyta, Magnoliopsida, Fabales, Fabaceae. The transcript is spliced from 22 exons. The record is from RefSeq and is a predicted model, not a curated record. Bases 490 to 2244 code for a protein of 584 amino acids.
AAUAAUAAAUCAAACACAAAUCCCAAAAUACCCCUACCACUACUAGCACACCGGAUUCUCUGGUCACUUUACCGACCAAUGGCCACUAUUCGAAAUCCCUAACCUUCUUCCACAUACUAACAGAACAGCAGCCACUACUUUCUCCAGCAUCUGCGGCCACUGCUCUGCGGUUCUCUCUCCACCGUUGUCGUUGCUACGUAAUGCCUCUCCACCGAGACCGCAACCUUUGAGCUCAUCGCCGAUCUCCUCUCCUAUCCUCUGCUCGUAUACUGCCUACUUCGGAAACUUAGACCUGGUAGCCUGAACAGUUUGAUGUCUGGGUCAGAUUUCAGAACCUUGCUAUGGAGUGUUAAUAUGCAUGAUUCCUGAAGCAGCUUGCUUCUGCUGAAAACAGACUCGCUGCCGUGCCAACGUGAUUUCUGCCCACCCGUUAAUCGGGGUGAAAUUUUGGAUUGUUGUUGAGAUUCUUUUGUUUUGGUGUGGCUAAGAAUGUCAUCGGGAAAAGUUGUUAAGAAAGCCAAGUACAAAGCCACUGUGAAGGACCCUGGUACUCCUGGUAUCCUUGUAUUGACUGAGGAAAAAUUUGUUUUCAAGCCCAAUGAUCCUACAUCAAGCAACAAACUUGAAGUCGACUUCAAAUUUAUAAAGAGUCAUAAACACACUAAAGAGGGAUCCAACAAACCACCAUGGCUUAACCUCACCCAUUCACAGGGAAGUUACAUAUUCGAAUUAGAAACCUUUUCAGAUCUUCAUGUUUGCCGGGAACUAGUGGGUAUUGCCCUUAGCAAGCAUGGAGAAGCUGCAAAAGUUGUUUCGGAGGAACAAUUGAGUGCUGCUGAAAUGGGACAAAGAAUUAAGCUAUUACAAGAAGAUAGCAAGUUGCAGAAGCUUCAUAAAGAACUUGUGGCUAGUGGAAAGCUGACAGAAUCAGAAUUUUGGGCCACAAAGAAGCAAUUACUUGAUCGAGUUGAAAACAGGAAGACAAAACAACAAAUUGGUUUUAAGAAUUCUUUGAUCUUCGACACAAAGCCUACAAGUGAUGGUCGGAUAAACCAGGUUAAAUUUCAAUUGACACCGGAGAUAAAAUAUCAGAUUUUCGCCCUAAAACCAGCUGUUCACCAGGCAUUCCUCAAUUUUGUGCCUAGUAAGAUGAGUGAAGUAGAUUUUUGGAACAAAUAUUUUAAAGCUGAAUAUCUCCAUAGUACCAAAAAUGCCGUUGCAGCAGCUGCGGAGGCAGCUGAAGAUGAGGAUCUUGCUGUUUUUUUGAAAGAUGAUGAGAUAUUGGAAAUUGAAGCUCGAAAGAAGGUUCGGCGGGUUGAUCCUACUUUAGACAUGGAAGCAGAUCAAGGAGAUGAUUACACUCAUCUUCCUGAUCAUGGAAUCUUCCGUGAUGGUACCAAGGAAAUAUCUGAAGCUCAAAAUUCUCUAUAUCGGAGAACAUUGUUGCAAGAUCUUAAUAGACAAGGUGCAGUUGUUCUUGAAGGGAAAACUUUAGAUAUAGAAAUGGAAAACCCAAGAGCAGCAGCAGAAGUUCUUGCCCGGAGAAAACAGGAAUCCGAUGGGGUUUUAGAAGAUGAAAGACAUAACAGAAUUUCUAAGAUGACCCAGAUUGAGGAUCUUCAGGCACAGGAUGAUCAUCGUUUUGCACCACUCUGCAUCAAGGAUCCUCGUGACUAUUUUGAUUCCCAACAAGUUAAUGCAGUAAAAGCAUUGGAUGAUUCCCAAGCUGGAAUGGAGAAAAUAAAAUGCAGUUUGAGUUCCGAGGAAGCCUACAGCUUUCUGAGGGAUUCCAUAUAUAAGAUCAAAGCUUCAGGAUUAAGGGAUCCUUUAUUUAGUCCUGAGGUUGCUCUCAAGGUCCUUAAUGAAUUGACCAAAAAUAUCUCAAGCACCAAAUCUCAUAUAGGGAAACAUUCUCAGGAUAGCGUCCUUGAUAUAUUGCCCACCUCAACUAAGGAGAAACUACUAGAUCAUUGGGUUUGCAGUCAGGAAUUGCUUAGGCAUUUUUGGUCUUCAUAUCCAAUUACAACACAAAACCUUGCAAAUAAGACCAGAAGACUAAAGGAUGCCAUAUCACAAGUGUAUUCUAAACUCGAGGAAAUAAAGGUAUCUGCAAAGUCGGACCUGCGGCACCAGGUUUCCCUUAUUGUCCACCCUAUGCAGCAGGCUCUUGAUGCUGCCUUAUUACAUUAUGAUGCUGACAUUAGGAAACGAAACGCAAAAGGAGCGAAGCCCAACGGUUUUUAGGAGGCAUUCUCCAGCAUCAUCCCAAACACAGUUUAGGGGUGUAGAUUCCGACAAUUUUGCCCAGACAUGAAAAGCCAUAUUGCUAUUCUUCUAUAUACCAUGGUGAAAAUUUAAAGUAGUAGCGCGAAUCUUAUUAUAUAGUUAUUAGUUAACAUGCAACACUGAAUUAACAUA